GGCGGCAGUGAACGUGUGCACUGCAGUGUAGUAGAAGAGCUUUUCGACUUCACACCGGAAGCAUCGUUGAAGAGCACUCCCAGGCAUAAAGGUCCAUUAAAUUGUUUAUUGGUCAAUCAUUUUCCUGUCAAAUAAAGUAUGGGAGCUGACAAAAGGCCCAGUCGGGGAGAACGCAGUGGAAGGUAUGGUUCAGAUGGCACGAGAGAUGAUCCACAUUGGCGCGACAGGCAAAGUCGUGAUGCAGAGAGGGAUUACAAGCGGCAGUGGGGGGAUGACAAAACCAGAGAUCGCUUUGACGAUUGCAGAGACAAUCGAGAGAGGGGUCGAAAACGCCACAACAGUGAUAGAUCAGAUGAGGAAUACGAUGGUGACUAUGUAGACCACGACAACAGAGCAGAGGAGGAGGAGGAGGAGGAGGAGAACAAGACGAUCAUGCUCAGAGGUCUCUCUCUCCAGGUCACAGAGGAAGAUAUCCGCUCAGCACUGGAGCAGCUGCCGGGUCCCCAGCCGGUGGACGUCCGCUUGAUGAAGAAAAGGACUGGUAUAAGCCGAGGUUUCGCCUUCGUGGACUUUUAUCACUUGCAAGAUUCUACCCAGUGGAUGGAGACCAAUCAGAAUAAGCUGGUUAUCCAGGGGAGAAACAUCGCAGUCCACUACAGCAACAGGAAGCAGAGGUUUGACAACUGGCUUUGCAGCACUUGCGGUCUUUACAAUUUUCGGAAGAGGCUGAAGUGUUUCAGGUGUAGUGCAACUAAAACUGAUGGAGAUGCAGCAGCUGGUUUAAACGCAGAGUCUCAGCAGUCUUGGGAGUACUGUGGGGACACAAUAAUUCUGAGGAACCUUCCCCCUGUGUGCACUAUUGAUGAGAUUUUGAAGGUUUUGGCUCCCUUCGCCAACUUGUCUCCUUGCAACAUCCGCUUAAUCAAAGACAAGCAGACGGGACACAAUCGAGGCUUUAGCUUUGUUCAGCUCUCAUCUCCCUUGGAAGCUUCACAGCUGCUUACCAUUCUCCAGAGCCUCCAGCCACCUCUGAAGAUGGAUGGGAAAACCAUUGCCGUGGAUUAUGCCAAGAGUGCGAGGAAAGAGUCAUCGCAGGCAGAUGCGAUCAGAACCAGUGCACUCUCAGUUGCCAGCACAGCCAUAGCUGCAGCACAGUGGUCAUCCAGCCAGUUAAAGCAAGGUUCAGGAGCUGCCAGUGACGUUAACCCUCCAGAGAGCUAUGAACAUCACACACAGGGACAGAAUUUUCAAGUGUGGCAACAGCCACAACCUGAAGGAUUGCCUCCUGUCAUUGGUGAUGGUUUACUGGGAGCUGCUCCAGGGAUGAAGAAUAUGCUCCCUGCAGGUGUAGUCUUGCCUCAAGUUUUCCAGCCCGUCAUUGUCAACCAGGCUGCCACGCAUUUAGCAGGGCCGCUCAAUGCAAUCCAACUGGCUUCUAAUUUUGGUACGGCGUUAUUGGUCCCAGCAGCAGCCAACAGUGCCAUCCGCAACACUGGAACUGCUGCAGCUGUCCCGGACACGUCGCUCUAUCAGUAUGAUGAGUCUUCUGGUUACUAUUACGAUCCACAGACUGGCCUGUACUAUGAUCCUAACAGUCAGUUCUACUACAACUCUGAGACGCAGCAGUAUGUCUACUGGGACAGUGAGAAACAGGCCUAUGUUCCUGCGGCGCCUACAUCAGACAAAAUUAGCUCCACUACUUCCUCCUCAACCAGAAGCACCAGCAGCAAGGAGCCUAAAGAGAAGAAAGAAAAGCCCAAAAGCAAGUCGGCACAGCAGAUCGCAAAGGACAUGGAACGUUGGGCAAAGACUUUAAAUAAGCAAAAGGAAAGUUUCAAAACAAAUGUCCAAGCAGCAGGUGCGUCCAGGGAUGAGGAGAAAAAAGAGGCUGCAGAUGCAUGUUUCUCCAUUUUUGAGAAGAAGCAGACAGGGGCCUUUGAGAUGCCACCCCUCUUGACUGAGCAGUUCCACCUGACAGAGCAGGAGACUCCAGCUAAGAGUACUCCAGUCGUCGCUUACGACAGGGACAGCGACGCUGAGGGCGGAUCAGAACACAAAGCAGAAGACAGUGGCAAAAUAACCGACUGGGUCAAGAUGGUGUGCCUCCUGUGUCGCCGGCAGUUCCCCAAUAAAGAAACUCUGCUGCGUCACCAGCAACUCUCUGACCUUCACAAGCAAAACUUGGAAAUCCACAGAAGGUCCCAGCUCUCUGAAGCAGAGCUGGAGGACCUGGAGAGGAAAGAGACUGAGUUGAAAUACAGAGACCGGGCUGCUGAGAGGAGGGAGAAGUACGGCGUUCCGGAACCUCCUAAGAAAGUCUUUAAGCGGACCGCACCAACAAUACACUACGAGCAGCCCACCAACAACGGCCUGACGAGUGAUAACAUCGGGAACAAGAUGCUACAAGCCAUGGGCUGGCAGGAAGGCAAAGGCUUGGGGCGCCACCAGCAGGGCAUCACUGUUCCCAUCUCGGCUUCCUUAAGGACCAAGGGCACCGGUUUAGGCAUUAAAGGAAGCACUUUGGAAAUGUCGGCAUCAGGCAACUACAAGGAUGCUGUCCGUAAAGCCAUGUUUGCUCGCUUCAGUGACAUGGAGUGAAAAAAAACAACCUCAACAGGAAAUGUUUUUAAUGGAAAAAAAUUCCCACCCACUUAUGUUCAGGGUUGUGCCUAUCCCAUCUCUGGGGGAAAAAGCGGCUUAUGCCCUGGAUUGGUCGCCAGUCAACCAUACAAGUAUAGACAACCAUUCACAUUGACAUGCACAUCCGUAGUCACAAUCCUACGUGACAAUGUACAGCUGAAUUCACACUCUAUAUUUUUAACGUCAUUUUCUACAACUGGAUUUUGUCUUUCCAAACGACCACUCCAGUAACACAAACAUGUACAUGGGUUUGUAUAGAGAAUUGUAAGAUUCCUUAGCAAUAUGAUAAUUAAAAACUGAUCUUUUGUCACUAUUACAUUUUGUUUCCCAUGUCAUCCUGUAGUCAUACAAAGUACACCGACCAAUCCAAUAAAAAAAAAACUGUAUUAAUAAAUUCAUACUGUAUAUGAGGGGAAAAAAUGUCUGGAUUUUUUAUACAGUGCUUGAUCAGAUUUUAUUAGUUUGUGCAAGUAUACAUAACUCUUGUUUAUUAAAGGAUAUACACAAAAACA
This is a messenger RNA of Phyllopteryx taeniolatus (common seadragon), 3152 nucleotides long. Its product is annotated as RNA-binding protein 5-B-like. Gene Ontology annotation, molecular function: RNA binding. NCBI's taxonomy places the organism in Eukaryota, Metazoa, Chordata, Actinopteri, Syngnathiformes, Syngnathidae. The coding region runs from base 139 to 2598 and encodes 819 amino acids. The transcript has 25 exons. Gene Ontology annotation, biological process: mRNA splicing, via spliceosome. Gene Ontology annotation, cellular component: nucleus. The record is from RefSeq and is a predicted model, not a curated record.